AUAUACUAUCUUUUUUUUUUGAGGCCUCAUAACUCUAAAAAUACUUAACACAAUAAAAAGCUCUUAAGAUAAGCUACAUGAAUACGUAAUGAAAAAUACGGAUUUCCAUUAAAAAAUUUCAAAGUGAAUUUUACCUGGCCUUAACAAUGCUAUUUGUAAUCACACUAUUAUUACUUAAUAUGCCCUUAAAGCCCUACAACUUUUGUCGAAGCAUUUAUCUGAGAAAGUCUUUGGUUUCGAGUUAUUUAACUGUUGCAGGACUUUUAGGACACCCUGUAUACUUAACACAUUCACAUUUACACAGGAGAAAGAGAGAGACGUAAAUAUGUCGGUGAUACGACGUUGCGCGAAGCAACUACCGGCUUUACCGAGUUAUCGACGAGCUGCCACGAUAGGGUACGUCUUUUACGGCCUCGCGCCGUCUCAUUGCAGAGACCUAGACUCGCGUCUGCGAUCGCGUUUUACCCUACGGAUUUAUAGAAAUCUGUAAUAUUAGUACAUCGGAUACAAAUAACGCGGUGGUGCGUCCGCUGCUGGACGUAAACAGACAUUAAUCGCGAUGCGAUUCCUUCGAGGGAUGAUAAUUGCGAAUACUUCUUUUUGAUCGGUCUCGUUUGAUGCUCGCGUUUCCUCGAUGAAUGACGAUCUCUUGAUAGAAAGCGGAGGAUGUCCGGAGGAAUUCCACAUGCCGAUCUAAAAUAUUAAAUAUAAUAAGAGGUCUAUGAACAGGAUGGUCUACCUAAUAUGAUAUGUCAUCCGUGCAAAUAUCAAUUAGAAAAAUCUUACCAAUUUAGAAAAAAAUGUCAAGCUGCAGAUGCCAAACUCAGAAAACAUAUGAAGUUGAUACAGCAGUUGACUGGAGACAAAGAAGGCGAAAGCCAGGAUAGCAACAAGGAUGAUUCAAAGGAGUCCACCACUGGCAAAUCUAAACAAGUUAAACAGUUGUUAGCUGAUCUAGUUUCGACCAAAGGUGAGAAUAAUCAAGCAGACGGAGAUCCAAUCCAGGUAACAGAGGAGGAACUUGUUGGCGGAUAUAUCUUGGGAAUGAAUUCCGAAAAUCCGGAAAUGGAGGAAAAUGUUUCGGAGGAUCCAGAAAAUAUUACACUGGUGCCUUCCGAGGAACGAACAGCCAAGGCACGAUGCACAAUCAGAACAACGCGUAUUAAGCAGGAACAAGAAUCCGAGGAUGAAGCGGAAGAGGUGCAGAGAGCGAUCGCGAUUGCAGAUCACAAAAAUGUAUACAUGAUGGAACUUACCAGCAACAGUUCCACUCAAGGGGAGUCAUUGAAACUGCAGCCUAUGGAAGAUACCAUAGUUGACGCAAAUUCAGAACUGAAGGUAUUCAAGUGCGAUAAAUGUCCGAAAGCGUUUACUCGAAGAAUAAUGUUGAAGAGUCAUCAGUCUGUACACUCCACGCAGAGAGGUUUCACAUGUCAAGCAUGUGAAAAAUGGUUCCCGACAAGAUCUGCGUUGGUGAGACACGAACGUACACACACAGGCGAGAAACCAUUUGGCUGCAACAUCUGUCAUCGUGCUUUCGCGCAGAAGGAGAUCCUAUUCCGUCAUUUGAUGACACAUUCUGGUCAGAAACCCUUCCAGUGUCAACAUUGCGAGAAGAGCUUCACGCAGCGGGAGGCUCUUAAGGUGCACAUGCGCCGACAUCAGAAACUGAAUCCGAAUGAUAUCCAAUUGCAUCAUUGUCAGCUCUGUCCAAAGGCGUUUUGUCACGCAUCAGGUCUUAGCAGACACUUGGUCACGCACACUGGCAGAACGUACAAGUGUGUCGAGUGCGAGAAGUCUUUCACUGAUAAGAGCUCGUUGUUGAGACAUAGUCGUAUCCAUGCGCCCAAGAAAAUCAUAGCAAAUUGAGCAAUGAAUCUUCGUUGCUCAGUUUGUUAUGAUUUUCCUGGGAUGUCUAGGAUACAAAAAUACUUCUUUAAAACUGACAACCAAUUGUUAGAAUUAGACUUAAAUCAAUAAUAUCUCAUUAAUAAGAGAAAUCUCUACAAUAGGUUUUCAGAAGAAAGAAUCAAGAUUAUUUCAUUUUGCAAUAGUUUAGUCGCAUAAUAUUUACAUAUAAGCAAAUUCAAUAUUAACAAACAUUAAUUUUGAUUUUGAUCAUCCUUGUAUAAUUGCUGUAAAAAGGUGCAAUUUAAAGGAUAGAAUUAUUCUAAACAAUAUUUUUAUAUAUACAUUCUCCGAGGAAUAUACACACUUGACACGUACGCAUAAUGAAAUAUGUGGAACUUAAUAUUCAGUGAAUUUGGUCACCUAUGUUACAUUGCACUAGUGCAUACUGAAAACUACUAUAUUUUAAUAUACAGACAUAAUAUAAACAUUCUGACGAAGUUGUACAUACCCAAUAUCGUUACUUAUUUAAUCGUCAAAGUGCUUAUAUUGUGCACUUGUGCUUAAUAUA
Messenger RNA from Nylanderia fulva, 2419 nucleotides. RefSeq lists its product as uncharacterized. Gene Ontology annotation, molecular function: zinc ion binding. The record is from RefSeq and is a predicted model, not a curated record. Gene Ontology annotation, cellular component: nucleus. Gene Ontology annotation, biological process: regulation of gene expression. NCBI's taxonomy places the organism in Eukaryota, Metazoa, Arthropoda, Insecta, Hymenoptera, Formicidae.